Ustilago hordei is the source of this 2121-nucleotide messenger RNA. RefSeq lists its product as uncharacterized. The coding region runs from base 1 to 2121 and encodes 706 amino acids. NCBI's taxonomy places the organism in Eukaryota, Fungi, Basidiomycota, Ustilaginomycetes, Ustilaginales, Ustilaginaceae. Gene Ontology annotation, molecular function: DNA-binding transcription factor activity, RNA polymerase II-specific; RNA polymerase II cis-regulatory region sequence-specific DNA binding. The record is from RefSeq and is a predicted model, not a curated record. Gene Ontology annotation, biological process: regulation of transcription by RNA polymerase II. The transcript has 2 exons.
AUGUCCGAAGCAGCCACAAGGCCUCCCGCCAAACCCAUCCGUCCUAGCAGUCCUCUUCGCUCGACAGCAAAGCAUCAUCUCGAACCCAACCCCUUCGAAAAGUCGUUCAGCUCCGGCUCUUCUGAAUCUGUCGAGCGUCGUAGCGACUUGAAAGGCUCCGACCCAAAGCCUAGCCUCAGCACUCCUACUCUCUCCACUCGUCCCGGUGCAGCCUACCGAGAUCGCAGCUUCUCCCAAAACAAGUCGCACUCCUCUCCCUCUUCGGCCGGCAACAACAUCCAAGAAUCCGGCUCAACACCAAAGCCACUCCUGCCACCCCUCGCCUCCAUCACUUCCCCCGCUGGCGAGACCCACCCAUACCCCUGGUCUGCCGCUCUCACUAGCUCGCUCCGAUCAGGUCCACUUUCACCAGCCAUGCUCGCCGGUCCACAGAGCUCUCACUUUGACCCCAACAGCUUCCGUACCGGCUUCACUCCAGACCUUUCCAACUUCAAGACUGGACUCACUCCACUCGGUGGAGGCAUCUCUUUCCCUCCUCCCUCCCCCAACACUGCAGCAUUCCUCGCUGCUAUGGUCAACAACACUUCUACUCCUUCCACCUCGGCUGCUACCAUCACCCCCAACACUCUUUCCACUUUGACCAACGCCGCAAAUGCUGCCUCAGCAGCGCCAUCCAUCGACCCUGCCAGUGCUGCCGGACCAGGAGCUGGCUCCGCUUUGUCAACCCAACCCCAGAACUUUGCCGGCAGACCCACGGAUGCACACAACGCUUUCGACCUCGCUUUCAGCCGUUCCUUCCCCCAUGCCAAGCCGCCACAGCAGAGUGGUUCCAAACUCAAAGCCCAAGUGAAAGCUGAUUCCCAUCGAAACAUCAGUCCAGAGAUGAUGCAAAAGCCUUUGCAAGCCGCCAAUGGCGAUCAACAGAAUGCUGCCUCGGGCUUGUUCUUGUUGAGUCGAGCACAUGACGAGAUUUCCAAGCGAGAUGCUGGCCACUCGGCCACUCGGCUCUACGAGUCCAAGCCUGCUAACGGCAAAAAGGGUGGUGCUGCUGGCAAAAAAGGUGAUGACAAGCCCAACGGCAAUAAGCGAAAGAAGGCCAAUUCCACCGAGGAUAAUACUCCCGCCAACGCUAACGGUGGUGGUGGUGGUGGUGGUGGUGGUGCUGAUGCUGGUGCUCCUAUUUCGAUCAACGCUCCGCCGGCUAAAGUGGCAAAGACGGCUAAAGGUGGCAAGAAGGCUUCCAACGCCAACGCUGCUGCUUCUGCGCCCAACAACAAGGCGGCAGCAGCAGGAACAGGGAAGGAUGCAAAUGCAAAUGCAGAUGCAAAUGCAAAUGUAAAUGUAAAUGCAAAUGCACACGCUGCUUUCGACGCUGGUCCAUCCUACAAGUCUGAAAACGGCGAUGACGAUGACCAACAUUGGGACAGCGACGAUGACGGAGACGGUAAAGGCGAACGUGGUAAUAUGGACGAGAAACGUAAGAACUUCCUCGAACGUAACCGACAAGCGGCACUCAAAUGCCGUCAACGUAAAAAAGCAUGGCUUGCAUCCCUCCAAGCCAAAGUGGAAUAUCUCCAAAAUGACAACGAAAACCUGCAAAACACGGUCAGCGCUCUACGCAACGAAAACAUGUUUCUCAAAUCUCAACUGGUCCAAGCGACGGGAGGACAAGCAUUACCAGCAAUGCCAAUGGCGAUGCCCAUGGCGAUGCCAAUGGCGCCGCAUCCCGCUGGACCGCAUGCAGUCGAUCCGCACCAUUCCAUGGGUCCGGCUGGCAUGGGCAUUCCUGCUUCCAUGGCUCCUCAUCCUGCGUAUAUGCAUCCUCAAGCUGCCGGCCCACCAGUGUCGCAAGGUCCUCCCGGUGCUUAUGCUUCAGCGCAUGCUAGAGGGCCCAUCGGACCUGCCUUCUCCACUGACCAUAUGCAACAGCAGCAGCAGCAGCAGCAGCAACGGCCGGGGCAAGGUAGACCAAGAUCAGAAGCCGAUGGCUUGGAUCCCACCCAACAACAACCUCACCGAGUGGCAGGCGAGGCAGGUAUGAGACAUGAAAGAGAGUGGAGUUCAGCUUCGGAUGUUGUUUCCAAGGCGAACAGUGCUUCUGCUGCUACGAUCAAGGUCUAA